GUUCCGGCAAGGAUUAUCAUCGUUGCUUAUCUAAAAAACCUUCGUGUCUGAUACACGAACUGCUCGUUUCCCCCCAGAUCAGCCGUGAAAAUCGAAGAUCAAAGCUCGGAAGAGGAAAGCACAACGUCGGAAGAACGUCUGUCGGCGGAAGACGUUGAUCCUGACGAAGUGGUAGGUUGUUGGCAUAAAAUCGUGAGACUAAUAAGCUUGAUGUAAACUUGAUGCUGGGAAAUGUCCCUUUUCAACUUUCUCACGUACGGAAGAUGAAAAGAGAAAAUAGAGAGGUGGAAGAAAAAAUCAUAGAAAAAGAUGGAGCAGGAGAGAAAAGAACAGGAAAGGAACGUAGCGACGAAUGCGAACUAUUUCUGCAAGAUAAUCGCACCCAAUUGCCUCGUCAUUCCGCUAACGACUCGGAGCGAGCGUUUAAUAACGACGAUGAAAGCAUCGCUCACGAGGUACCGCCAGGAAAGUUGUCAUCUGGUCGCGUAAUUUGUGGAAGCUUGGCCGUUUCCCUGCGAGGACGUAAUCGAGCCAAAACCUCAUCGCUAGCCGGAACCCAGAUAAAAGAAUCUCCGAAGUUGGGUAACAACGAUGAAAACUAAGAAGACAGUGAGAAGAUAAGAAGCUUGCAUGCAGAACAUCAGUGUCAAGAUCACGCGUUGAAAAGGUGGAAACCAUCAAGCACAUCGCGCGCAAUGCAGGCGCAAACUCAUGUUUAGACGUCUCUAGUUUCGCUGC
Messenger RNA from Neodiprion fabricii, 738 nucleotides. RefSeq lists its product as uncharacterized. The record is from RefSeq and is a predicted model, not a curated record. The coding region runs from base 222 to 602 and encodes 126 amino acids. The transcript is spliced from 3 exons. Lineage: Eukaryota; Metazoa; Arthropoda; Insecta; Hymenoptera; Diprionidae.